AUGGGCAACGUCAUGGAGGGGAAAUCGGUGGAGGAGCUGAGCAGCACCGAGUGCCACCAGUGGUACAAGAAGUUCAUGACUGAAUGCCCCUCGGGCCAGCUCACCCUCUACGAGUUCCGCCAGUUCUUCGGCCUUAAGAACCUGAGCCCGUCAGCCAGCCAGUACGUGGAGCAGAUGUUUGAGACUUUUGACUUCAACAAGGCUCUGGAUCUCUCGGCUUGCCGCCCCCUCGGGCCACUUCCCCGGCACUGCUGUGUCCCAGGCCCUUGCAGGCGUGAACGGCCCCCUCCCAUGGCCCCCUUUCUCUCUACCCCAGGGGAGCUCUCCCUGGAAGAGUUCAUCGAGGGCGUGCAGAAGGACCAGAUGCUCCUGGACACGCUGACGCGAAGCCUGGACCUCACCCGCAUCGUGCGCAGGCUCCAGAACGGCCAGCAGGGGGAGGAGGGGGCGGACGUCGGGGCCGCCGAGGCCGCCGGCUGA
This is a messenger RNA of Carlito syrichta (Philippine tarsier), 480 nucleotides long. RefSeq names its product guanylate cyclase activator 1A (gene GUCA1A). Lineage: Eukaryota; Metazoa; Chordata; Mammalia; Primates; Tarsiidae. Gene Ontology annotation, biological process: positive regulation of guanylate cyclase activity; visual perception. Gene Ontology annotation, molecular function: calcium sensitive guanylate cyclase activator activity; calcium ion binding. Bases 1 to 480 code for a protein of 159 amino acids. The record is from RefSeq and is a predicted model, not a curated record. The transcript has 2 exons. Gene Ontology annotation, cellular component: photoreceptor inner segment; cone photoreceptor outer segment.